Acanthosepion pharaonis is the source of this 636-nucleotide messenger RNA. Lineage: Eukaryota; Metazoa; Mollusca; Cephalopoda; Sepiida; Sepiidae. The record is from the annotation of a GenBank genome assembly.
AUGCACAUUAUCUAUCUAUCUAUCUAUCUAUCUAUCUUUUGCAGAUUUACCAUAUUUAAUUAUCAGCACCUGUUCUUAUCCUCCCUCUUUUUAUACAGUUUGUAUCUAAUUAUAUUCCUUUUUUCUUUCUUUCUAUUUCAAUCUGUUCCCAUUUAUCUCUCUAUCUAUCCCAAUCUGUUCAUAUCUCUCUCUCUCAAUCUGUUCGCAUCUAUCUAUCUAUCUAUCUAUCUAUCUAUCUAUCUAUCUAUCUAUCUAUCUAAAUCCAUUUUUUGUUCAUUAUCUAUCUAUCUAUCUAUCUAUCUAUCUAUCUAUCUAUCUAAUUUGGAUCACUAUCUAUCUAUCUAUCUAUCUAUCUAUCUAUCUAUCUAUCUAUCUAUGUUCAUAUUUUAUUCUAUCUAUCUAUCUAUCUAUCUAUCUAUCUAUCUAUCUAUCUAUCACAAUAAUAAUCUAUCUAUCUAUCUAUCUAUCUAUCUAUCUAUCUAUCUAUCUAUCUAUCUAUCUAUCUAUGUGUAUGUGUUCAUAUGUAUCUAUGUAUAUGUCGGUAUGACUGGCUGGAUAGAUCUAUCUAUCUAUCUAUCUAUCUAUCUAUCUAUCUAUCUAUCUAUCUAUCUAUCUUUUUUUUUUUUUAAGCAUUAG